This is a messenger RNA of Plasmodium relictum, 699 nucleotides long. RefSeq names its product conserved Plasmodium protein, unknown function. The transcript has a single exon. The record is from RefSeq and is a predicted model, not a curated record. NCBI's taxonomy places the organism in Eukaryota, Apicomplexa, Aconoidasida, Haemosporida, Plasmodiidae. Bases 1 to 699 code for a protein of 232 amino acids.
AUGGGUAAUGGAUGUAAAAAAAUAGUUAGAACUAGAGCUAAUAAAUACUCUUUUGAAGAAUAUGAUGAAUACUUUGGUUUUAUGAAAGAUAAUAAUUCACGUAGAAAUAGUUUGAAUAAUUAUAAUAAUGUAUGUACUAAUGAAUUAUAUAAAGAGACAAUAAUAAAAGAAGAUAAAGGUUCAGUAAAUCAUGAUGAUUAUUAUUUUGAAAGGAGUGGAUCAUUUGCCAAUUCUGAUGAUAUCUACUACAUAAUAGAAAAUGAAAAAAAAAUAAUGUUAAGAAAAGUUGAUAAUUCAGAUGUAGAAAAUUUUCUUAUAAUAAAAAAACGUAUAGAAUUGAAAAAAAAUACAAAUUUCUAUAAAAAUAAGAAAAAAAAAAGCUUAAAUGAUGAAAAAAACUUUCCAUUAUCAUAUAAAGAUGAAGAUUAUAUGCAACUAUCAUUGCUUAACAGAGAUAAAAAUAUUCAAUCGCAUAUAAAAAAUUCGGAGGCGGAAACAUGGUGUAGUUCGUCAAGUGAUAUUUUAGAAGAAGAUGAUAAGUAUAAUAUGUUAACAAAAGAUAGUAAUUAUGAAUUAGAGGAAAAUAAAAAAAAUGACUAUUAUUGUGAUUUUAAAUUAAAUAAUCAGAUUAAUUCAUUGAAUUCUAAUGAAAUAUAUUCCAAUAAUAUGGUUAAUAAAAAUAUAAAAGAGAAUAAUUAA